UCUGCCUCCAGUCGUACCGCUUCUUGUUGGUUCGUUUAAAUCGCCGCUUGCGCUGGGAAUCCCCAUACGUACUCUUUUUGCGCUAACUGGGCUGGCGCCGCUUUAGCCUUUCUCCCCGCCUGUCUCACACUCCUCGCCUGCUCUUUCUCUUCUCUUCCCCUCCAUCCUCUCUCUCCAUCCUCACCAGCAGACGCCUCGCUGUAUCACUUGUCUCGUUCGCCUGCUUCUACUUCUCUUCCUUCGCACUGUUGUCUCCUCCUGUCCUUCUACUAUCCCAUCUCUCGUUCAUCACUCUCAGCCUCUCCAACUUCUACCGCGUACAUCUCGUCCUCGCUUGACCUCUCCGCUGAACGACUCCCAACACUUCGGACUUCAUCCGCACUGCACACCAACCGAUUUGUCUACCGCACUGCCAAUAUAUUGUUAUAGCUCGAUCGAAUCGCCGAAUCGCGAAUCCUGCGUGCACUUCCACAACCUCUCUUGAUCCGUCAAAAUCGUCCAGUUUUACAGCCCAAAAAAGCAGCCUUCAAUCUUGUUUGGUGAGCUUCCUGAGCGUGUCCAUGCCUCUGGUCAAUAGGGAUAGCAGCAUCUCUGCCUCAGUUACUUAAUAAAAUCAUCAAACUGUGGUGCAAUUUUCUUGCGAUAGAGAGCGUCUGCCUAGCCCGCAUCGCAUUAUAUAUCACUGCCCUUGCCGCCAGCACCUCCCAAGGCAAGUAGCAACUAUGGGUACUGGGCAGAGUCAAAAGAACUCGCCUGUUGGUCUCCAGCCACGCUACAGCCAGGAUGAUACAUCCUCAAGCGCUGAUGUCGACAGCGGUUCGCCUGUCGAGCUUGACCUCAACGCUGCGCGACCACGGUCCAGCAUCCUGGCUAGCCCUGCCUGCAGCACCUGUUUAACCACUGGUACCACUUGUACAUUAUCCACAGACCAUGACGACUGUGUUCUUUGUCGUCGGACUGGGCAUGAAUGCUCACUCAACCCCGCCAACUCCCAGUCGCGCAAGCGAAAGUUGCAUGGCGAUGCCGCCACUGCAGACGGUACAUUCAAGCGCGGUGGCUCGACAGCACCCGAUGCCCAACCCGACGCUCCAACACCACUGGACAGCGCUUCCAUGGUUGAAAGUAUGGCCAACUGUGGUGGCCCAACCUUGCUCAAGCGAACACUAGGCCUUCAAGUCGAUCGUUAUCCUCAGUACAUUGGAGCCACCACAGACCUGGAGCACGCACUCAUUAACCUAUCCCUCUUCGACGCUCGUGAUGAGAGCCCGCUCCCUGGAGCUACGCUGCGCAAGGUGCACCCGAAGCACACGUUUAUGCUUAUGGAAGAAAAGGACCAUCCAAAUUACCCUGCCAUGUCUCAAGACUUGGAUGAUAUCGAGGCCGUCGUCGCCCCAUAUGGAAGAGAGCUUGUCGACCUCUAUUUUCAAAUGGUCCAUCCUCCGUUGCCUGUCGUCCCCCGACAUGUGUUUAUGGAAUCAUAUGAGAAGAGCUAUCGCGAGCUCUCCCCAUGCCUUUUAGCAGCAGUUUAUCUGAUUGCGUUGACUUGGUGGGAUAGACACCCCGCCUUGGUUGACAAGCCCCGACCCAACAUGAGAGCCCUCGAACGACUAGCAACAUCCACAUAUAAUGACGCAGCAGCACGACCAAAACUAUGCACCAUCCAGGCUGGUCUUAUCCUAUCACAACGACCAGGUGGCGAGUCCUGGGCUAUGACGGCGCAGCUUGUUGCCCUGGCCCAGGAUCUCGGCCUUCAUCUCGAGUGCGGUACCUGGAAAAUCCCACCCUGGGAGCGAGGAUUACGCAAGCGCAUCGCCUGGGCUUUGUACAUGCAAGACAAAUGGAGCGCCAUUACUCACGGUCGUCCAUCACAUAUUCACAGUGCCAACUGGGCCGUUCGUUGGCUCUCGCCUUACGAUUGGGACGAUGUCGAAUGGAAUGAAGACGAUGUUGAAGAGCGCGCUGAUAUCGAGAAGGGUCGCCUAAUCUUCUCUCGCAGCGCCCUUCUCUCCGGUAUUCUGGCUGAGAUGCUGGAAACAUUCUUCAGUGCCCAAGCCAUGCAAGCUGUCGAAAACGCCGGUGCACAGGGAGCACAUUUGGUUCUGUCUCUCGCUAAACCUAUUCAGCUCAAACUGAAAGACUGGUACUCCAACUUGCCAGAGUUCAUCCGACUGGAGAGUCUCUCCUCUGGCGGUUUAAGCGAUCGGCCUUCCAGCGUUGGCUAUUUGCAUGUAGCAUACUAUGCUGCAGAAAUUACCUUGCAUCGCAGAAUCAUUGCUUGCUUAGCAGCAAAUGCAGGCUCCGUCGACACAUACAUCCAGGACGUGUGCCGAAGUGCCGCCAAAACAAGGCUUAUCUCUGCGAUGGAUUUCGUCAAUCGUCUGUCUCCCAACCAUCUCAAGUCCUUUUGGUAUUUCUCUUCCAAAGCAAACUUUGCCUUGAUUGGCACGUUUGGCUCACUGCUGUGGGCAACAUCACCUGGCCGUGAGGAAGCUGAGUGGUACAAGCGCCGGUUGAGUGAGUAUCGCUGGACACUGUCUGUCAGUUCUCAGUCGGUGGGCGAGAACUCGCCAACUGUACAAGCGUUGACCAUCUUGGACCUGUCGACAGAGUUGCUAAAGCAGCUGCCUGAGAAGCCAUCUACAAGCCGGUCAGGAAGCUACGCGAAUCUAGCCCGGUCAAGGGCGCGGAGCAACUUUGCAGCCCGAGCCAGCAUUCUAGGCGGCUACAGUCAAGUAUCCAGCCCGCGUAUGCAUGCUGCGCGUCAACCAAAGAUGGAAGAUUAUAGCAGCGGCGGAGACGAGGAUGACGAAAUGUAUGAUGACCCAGUGCGGAGGUGAUGACACCAGUCUGCCAUCUGCACUACCUUUACUUUGAUCUAUAUUUUUUUCCUGGGAUAUAUUAAGCGGUUUUCAUUGCAACAAGGAGUCUACUGUGGUAUUGUUUUUCUUUACUUUUGGUUCUUAUCUGUUCUACAUAGGGGAGGUGUUGCGGUUUAGCGGAUGGAUAUACUACUAUAUCCCGUUUCACACAGAGCGAAGUUGUCCAUGUCUGUCCUUUACUCACUCACAAUCUGUAUAUUGCCAAUUGUUUUUUACUAUCUGACCCACCGCUCUAUACUCUUUCCACUAGACUUAAAAUGGAAAGAUAAAUAAAAAAGCUCGUGUUGUUUCCAC
This is a messenger RNA of [Torrubiella] hemipterigena, 3173 nucleotides long. NCBI's taxonomy places the organism in Eukaryota, Fungi, Ascomycota, Sordariomycetes, Hypocreales, Clavicipitaceae. The record is from the annotation of a GenBank genome assembly.